UUGACAAGCAGUCACGUUACACAUUUUUUUUCAUCAAAAUAAUUAUCUUGUUCUGAAAUAAAUUCAUUUUUCGGUUUAUUAGAAUGCCGCGGCACAAGACACUGGUGACUAUCGGCCACCGCGUCAUGAAGCGCUUCCAUCAGUUGGAUCUGCAGGUGGACAAGGAGUUCGUCAUCUUCGUGGUUCACCUGCUUGCCAGGGAUCAGCGACAAGGUCUGGUUAAAUACGACCUGAAUAAACCUACUGCCUGUGCUAUCGACUCUUUCGUAAAUACAAUUGUGGAUAGCUAUGUGAACCCGAAGAAUUGUACAAUGGCGAAUAUGAAAAUGGCGUGGGUGAUGAAGAAAGGAGUAACUAUAGACCUUGAAUACGUCAAGAAGCAAUACGAGGAAAAGUUCCAAACCGAACUGCAGGUGCUUAUUAGGGAUAUUCUUCAGUACCCAGAGACCUGCAAUAAAGUGCAGCUGGACCAGCUCUUCGCCAAGAUGCAGGUCUUUAUCGUAGCCUGCUACAAUCUGGGAUCGCCCAAGAACCAUGUGCUGCUUAAGCUGACGGCCCAGGCUCUGAACAGCGUGAUCGGGCGCAGUGAUCUGCAGAAUUAUGUUCUAAAGAAGAAGUACCAUCGGCUGGAAUACCUCCAGAGAUUGGCGGCCACUGUGGGUGGCAUUGUAAUCUAUAACAACGAUGGCCCUGAUGGGGAUCGGGAGAAUGUAAGAAGUGUGGUUAAUGAUCUGGAAAUGGCGCAAAAAAACACUGAAGCCGCCUUUUCAGCCAGUAUGGAAAAGGCUGUGAAGAUGAGAUCCAUCUGCCAGGCGGCCCUUGAUGAUCUCAUAGAGAUUGAUCACAAGGACGAGACCUUGACCUACCGUGUGCCUCUCGAACACCUGGAGCGUCUGAACCAGUUCUCGCUGACCUACUUCAUGCAACAUCGCUGUCUGACCACUCUGAACGAGAGCUACCUCAGCACAGUGUACCUCAUCGAAGUCGAACAGAAGCGCUAUGACUGCGUGAUCGCCAAGAUAAACGAUGCCCUCUCAAUGCGUACCGCCAUCGAUUCGGAGCUUGUCUUUCCGCACUUUGUGUACAUCUCCCAAGUUUGGGGCAAUCUUAACAACUUCCUGAACCACAUUGUGGAGUUGAACAAACUUAGGGAGCAGGUGGAGGCGUUGGUCGUCGACGAGUUGAUGACCCUGGUCAAGGCUACUAUUGCCGAACUUCAGGCCCUGAAUAAGCGUAUAAAGAAGCCUAGGGUCUGCACCUUUGAGGAACGCAUGGAUGCCGUGAAGGAGCUGCAGACGGAUGGCAACUUUUGCAACCUGAACAAGGCGGAUAUAAAGGAGUUUUGCUCCCUAGCCAUGACCAUAACGAACGGAUUGCUUAUGCCGGCCCAAGUAACUAGAAAACUUUGCUCGAAUGUGGACAUUACUUUUGGAUUCCGGGACCCCAGAUAUGCUCGAUUCGCAGAGCUCCGAUUUGAGCCUUUCAUAGCUGUCUUUAGGCAAGUGGUCUUUAACAGUGCCAACCUGGCACUUCUCUUUAAGCUGGACGAUGUGCUGAUAGCCCAGGAGCUUCAGGAUUUCGUUGUUGAGCCGCCAAAGCAAAAGAACUUUGAAUGUCAAACGGAAAUGGUCGUUACCAACGACCUAUCGCCGGCCAACUGGAUAAACGUAACAUGGAAUGCGUGGGACUACCAUCGGGAAACUAUCCACUUGGCUAACCUCCGUAAGAAGCAAACGAACGACAUGCAGACUAAGAUCAGCUACGGGCAGCGAAACGCCCAAAACCAAACCUACAACACUCGACAACAUUUGUGAUGAGGACCAAAUCUGCACUCACCGGUUUUUGAUCUUGUUAAGUCGAAAAACCCGAAAACUCGAUUGACAAUGAAGUAAAUGUAGUGGUCCUGCCACACCAGGGA
Messenger RNA from Drosophila rhopaloa, 1918 nucleotides. Its product is annotated as cilia- and flagella-associated protein 206. Gene Ontology annotation, cellular component: ciliary basal body; axoneme. NCBI's taxonomy places the organism in Eukaryota, Metazoa, Arthropoda, Insecta, Diptera, Drosophilidae. Gene Ontology annotation, biological process: regulation of cilium beat frequency. The record is from RefSeq and is a predicted model, not a curated record. The coding region runs from base 84 to 1814 and encodes 576 amino acids. The transcript has 3 exons.